This is a messenger RNA of Haliotis rufescens (red abalone), 4553 nucleotides long. Its product is annotated as nuclear protein localization protein 4 homolog. The transcript is spliced from 15 exons. Gene Ontology annotation, cellular component: nucleus. Gene Ontology annotation, biological process: ubiquitin-dependent protein catabolic process. Lineage: Eukaryota; Metazoa; Mollusca; Gastropoda; Lepetellida; Haliotidae. Bases 82 to 1929 code for a protein of 615 amino acids. Gene Ontology annotation, molecular function: ubiquitin protein ligase binding; ubiquitin binding. The record is from RefSeq and is a predicted model, not a curated record.
AGCACCUGUCAUGGCCGCUUUGUGAUUGCUGCAGUAUCACACUUAGAACGCUUCACAAGCUGGCAAAAUAUACGUAUCGUCAUGUCGAAAUCAAUGAUUGUGCGUGUGCAGUCUGCCCAGCAUGGCACCAAACGAGUAGAUACAAAGGGAUCAGAAUCUGUCGCAAUCCUACUUGAUAAGAUCCAGAAGGAAUUUCAGCUUGGGGAUACAGGAUGGAAUGUUUUUCAGAAUAGAAACAAAACUGGCAUUGUUCGCAAUUCACGAGCGAAAACUGUUGAUUCAUACAAGAUAAAACAUGGUGACAUGCUGUACUUGUUGUCGGAUGAGAAGUCACUAUCAUCAGGAGACCAGGCCGAGCCGAUGGACACUGCGAGACCACCCUCCUCCAAUUCUGUCCGUGAGGAUGAGGUUGAUGUCAUCCUAAGUAAAGAAGAUGGCAAAAUAUACAGGAAUAGAAAUGAACAGCUAUGUCAUCAUGGUCCUAAAGGGAAGUGUCUUCACUGUGUCCCUCUUGAACCUUAUGAUGAAGAAUUUCUAAAGAGCUGUGAACCACCUAUCAAGUUUUUGUCUUUCCACUCUUACAUCAGGAAGCUGACUGGAGGUGCCGACCGGGGAAAGUUUGUUAAUUUGGAAAACUUAAGUUGUAAGAUAAAAUCAGGUUGCAAGGAACAUCCCCCAUGGCCAGGAGGGAUAUGUACAAAGUGCCAGCCAAAUGCUGUUACCCUUAACAGACAGAUAUAUCGUCAUAUUGACAAUAUCAUGUUUGAGAACCCUGUUGUUGCUGACCGCUUCCUCAACUACUGGAGGAGCACGGGUAACCAGAGACUAGGCAUCCUGUACGGCAGAUACGAACCUCACAAGGAUGUCCCACUGGGCAUCAAGGCAACAGUUGCGGCUAUAUAUGAACCCCCACAACAAAGUUCCAAGAACAAGAUUGAGCUACUGCCUGAUGAGAAUGAAGCUGUUGUAAAUGAGGUUGCAGAAAAGCUGGGAGUGAUGCCAGUGGGAUGGAUAUUCUCUGAUCUUGUAGCUGAAGAUCUCACCAAGGGCACAGUUAAAAACUUCAGAGGAAACAUGGAUGCCCACUUUCUGAGCUCAGAGGAAUGCAUUAUGGCAGCAGACUUUCAAAAUAAGUUUCCAAACCCAUGUAAACUUUCCUCUAAUGGACACUUUGGGUCGAAGUUUGUCACUGUAGUAGUCACAGGUGACAACAACAACCAGAUCCACUUCGACGGCUACCAGGUUUCCAAUCAGUGCAUGGCAUUAGUGAGAGAUGACUGCCUUAUUCCCACAAAAGAUGUCCCUGAGUUGGGCUAUGUCAAAGAGUCAACGAAUGAGCAAUAUGUCCCUGAUGUCUUUUAUAAAAACAAAGAUAACUAUGGGAAUGAAGUAACUCAGCUUGCUCGCCCCCUCCCAGUGGAGUACCUCCUGGCAGACCUCCCGGCAGCCUUCCCGGUCGAGCCCCAAUACACUUUCCAGACAAACAAUGGCCUGAAACCCUUCCCUGUAGAAAACCGUGCCAACAUUGGGGAGUGUCAGGACUUCACCAGCUUAGUGAAGUACAUGGAACAGUUUCCACCUAACCGCUUCCUGGAUGCUAUGUCUGACUUUCACCUCCUGCUGUUCUUGGCAACAUCCGAUCUGCUGCCUCUCAAGGAAAGGAUGAGUGUGCUUCUCGAAGCAGUUAAGACAAGGAGUGAAGAAAAGGCUUUAGAGUUCAAGAGGAUUGAGGAAUGGGCAACUGUUGAAGAAAUGAUGUCUGCACAUGCACCGUCCCCACCGAUGUCCCGCCAGGCCUCUUAUGUUGGGCCUGGUGCAGCCCCUCUGCCACCAAUCGGCAGCACUGCUAGUUCAUGGACUUGUGAUCACUGUACAUACAUCAACAAGCCCGAACAUACAGCCUGUGAUAUCUGCUCUCUACCACGAUGAACGCCUGGCUAGGUUCCACUAGGUUUAUAUGCAGGAAGAAAGACUGUCCAGAUUUCAUGAACCCAAGUCAACACACACCUUGCUCAUGUCUUACGGUUGUGGGAAUAAGAUGGAAAUACAGUCCUCCAUGUCAAUGCAUGUUUCAUGUUCGUAUAUAACCAGACACAUUUAUGCAUAUGAAGAAGUACAGCAAGCAGAGGGUUGCACAGUGGUACUGUGUUUCCUCGUCAUGCAGAAGGCUUGGGUUUGAUUCCAUAUGGGGAUCAUGUGAAGUCCAUUCUUGUGUCCUUUGCUGUGAUAUUGCUUCAAGACUGACAAAAGACUUCACAAGACCAAAAUCACCCUGACUGACAAGAUGUGAAAGGAAUGUUACUGACUUGGGCUGAUGAGCCUUUGAUGAAUACUGUCACAUAUGUAAGAUGUAACAGAAGAAUUUGUGAUGACAUUAUAAGUGCUAUCAAUAAUGCGAGUUCAUGUAAAGAAAUAUGUCCGGCUCAUUGUGGCUGUGUGGAUGUGCUGUUAACUUGUAUAGAAUGUUUAAGAAAAAAAGAGGAAGUUUAACAUGAAAGGAGACGGUUUGUACUGUUGCAUGCUUGGUUGGAUAAUAUUAAUGCCAGUAUCACACCUGUUAUCUUGAUACAUGUAGUAAAUGUUUGGACGUGCCAGUGUUCAAAGCAUAUCUUGAAAUGCUAGGUCUUACAUCAAUAUUCAAAGCAUUUAAGUGGGGAAAAUCUUGAGAAAAAUAUAUCAUUCCUGCUGGGAAAAAUGGAAAUAAUCUUAAAACUUUGUUAGCCCUGACAGGAAAAAUGCAAAUGUUCAGAAAGUGAUGGGGUUUUUUUUCACAAUAGUGAACAAGUUCUGUUUUUCUCUCACUGAUGUAGCUCAAAGGAAAAAGAAAUAUUUACUGCUGUUAUGGCUUGGUUAGACUCCCAUUAUCUGUCUGCCCUCUAUAUAUGAUAAAAACAGUUUUGUUUAAAGUCUUGGUUUUUCCCUAUAAAGUUAGCAAGUAAGAAUGCCUUCAUGUUGUAAGGUAUUUGCUUGUCACAAAAUUAAGUCAUAAUUGAAGGCUAUAAGCUUCCAAGGCCUAUCAUAUAAAUAUAAUCUAUAAUGUUUGCAGUUCUUAUGAAUAUUUCCAUCUGAAUUGUAUUCAACACAUAUCAAGGCAUGAUACCAUUUUUAACAAAACAUUAGUCAGUAUUGGCAAGUGUACUUAUCAACAACUUAUGAGGAUGCUAAAGAUUUAAGAUCAGAGUACAAAUUUUGAUAUAUAUUUUAGCUAUUACAUCUGGGAGUACAAAUCCAAAACGAUGUUUUAUCAUUUAUUACUGGGGAGAUGACACAUAAGUAUAGGUUUCUACAUGUCAUAUAGAUGCUGCAGUGCUAAGAGACCUUGAAACCAGACUGAAUUCAUUAUACUUUAAAUAGGGAAUAAAACAUUGCAAGGUCCCUGCCCGCAGGACCCCGAUCCACAAAGCAAUUUUGAUGCUAAGGUGAUCGUUGCUCCAAUACUUUAAAAAGGGUUAUGGUAGUCAUAAUGCUAUGGUCGCUGUGGUACAGGACCCUGAUCAGAUCCAGAAGCAGCUAGUUCUAAGGGGGAUCCACAUUUUGGGAUAACAGGGAUCUAUACAUACCUGAUCACAGAUGGACAUACAUGUGGGCUCAACAUUGGCCCACCUCAUCAAAUUUGUAUUUAUGUUUUGAACUAAAAUUAAAAUGUUUUUGUGGGGUGGGUGGAAUUUGGAAUGGAGGCUAAAUAUUUUAAACAGAUUAUGCAAACUAGGCUAAAGACAGCUCUGAUCACUGUCCCUAAAAAUGGCCUGAAUAGCAAACAGUUUUCUGGAGGUGUGAACAUUCAUAUAGUUUAUUUAAUAUCUUUUUUUUUAAUUGUUCAUAUAAAUAUUCAAUUAAAAUCGAUGCUGAUAACAUUUUUCUUUCUUCUUUUUCUUUUUAUUUAACAAGAGAUACAGAGAUACUGUUUGUUUCUUCAACCAGUACUGAUUUAAGGAGGUUGCCAUCUGCAAAAUCUUGGCAGAGAGUAGAAUUUGAUGUCUUGUCCAUUACUCUGGACAGUAUGUUCUGUGUGGACUUAUGUACUAGUGGGCCCAUGGUUUCUGAACUAUAAUAGUUUGAAAUUCUGCAGUGCCUAUGGUUGUUGCAGAGUGUUUGUAGUCCAGGGAAACUGACUGGAAGUGAAUGUAACACAUUAUACACUGGUAUCAUCGAAUACCUCAGUCUUUCUGGGAGCACCUUAUUUUACAGCCUGGAGUUCUUGCUUCAUUUUAUUGCGAUCAGUUGACAUGGAAAUGAAGAAGAUGUUUCAUCUUCAGACAAAUGUCAAGGGAUAAGUAGAUAUUUGUUGGCAGGUUUAAUUUAUUGUGCAUUUAUUUCCUUGUUCAAUAAUUGCAAAUGUAUUUUAACUUUAAGCAAGCAGUAUUUGGGGCUAAAGGUGCCAAGUUUAAGACAUACAAGGGCUACUCUUUCUAAAUGUUCUAUGAGACAAGAAAUUAGGCUUGAUGAACCAAGUAUACGUAUUUGUUAAUUGAAAGCAUAAUUUAUUUUCUUGUGUGUAUAUUAUGCCUUUAUCAAAAGGCAAAGCCAUCCAUGUUAAUAAACAUCAUCACUCA